This is a messenger RNA of Scleropages formosus (Asian bonytongue), 6062 nucleotides long. RefSeq names its product bromodomain-containing protein 4-like. Gene Ontology annotation, cellular component: nucleus; chromatin. Lineage: Eukaryota; Metazoa; Chordata; Actinopteri; Osteoglossiformes; Osteoglossidae. Gene Ontology annotation, biological process: chromatin remodeling; regulation of DNA-templated transcription. The transcript is spliced from 19 exons. Bases 564 to 4883 code for a protein of 1439 amino acids. The record is from RefSeq and is a predicted model, not a curated record.
UCACCCAUGCUGUGUGUGUGUGUUCACUGGAAGUGGCUUUGGAGAGAAGCAUCUGCUGAAUAAGUAAGUGUGAAUGUAAAUCAGCGUAAUUCACUUGAGUAAAUGUCAGGCUCUGCUCUGGAGCACAAAGAAAUGAAAAAGUUGAUAUUGGGCAGCGAUGCGCUGUGCCUGGUAGCGUUUACUGUUUUUGUGCGUAGGAUGACCUUUGACCUUGGAGUGUGUGCGCAGGCACAUACAUGAGCUGCGGGGGAGGGCAGCAGCUGACUGUGUGUUCAGGAGAGAAAGAGGAACAUACAGUAGGGAGGGAGGUGUGUGUGCGUGUGUGUCUGAGAGAGGGAGGGCAGAGGAAAAGCAGGAACGAGGGCGGGAGGGAGAGCGGCUAUCCUCAGGCUGCCGGCAGUGGGCGGGGCCUCUCCUUUAAAGCAUUCUCAACAAGGAAGUGGGAGCCAUUUUGGUCCCGACGACCCUCUGCUUCCCAGAGCGUGCCGCGGGCGCGAGGGCAGGAUGAGCGUGGCGUGGGCCGGCCCCCCUGACUCCACUGAGAGAGGAGGCAGGGCACGGGCAUGCUCCUGGCGCUAGUGGGUGCCGUGUUGCCGGUUCGAGUGGAACCCUCUCUGGUGGAGGCGCGCAGGCACAUGGAUUACAGGAUGCACUCGGACAGCCUGCUGCAUUUCCAGACCCUGGAUUCCCUGCUGGAGAGGAUCUCCCAUCACUCGGUGAUCGUCAAGAGAGACCCCCGCCAGGAGUGCCAUGGGAUUAGCGGCGCUGUCUCGGCCGAUUCCACAUCCUCGUCGAAACUGAGCGACUGGGCUCCAUUUGCCCCAGCUGCCCUUCCCAGCGCCAUGGGGGACGGCCUGGAGGCCACGCAGAUGCUGGGAGGGGGAGGGGGAGGGGGCGGCGGCGGCCACGGCCAACCGUCGGUCCAGCCCGCCGCCGUCUUCAACCCGCCGCUCCCCGAGGCUUCGGACCCGUCGCGGCCCAAGCGCCAGACCAACCAGCUGCAGUACCUGCUGAAGACCGUGCUGAAGGCGCUGUGGAAACACAACUUCGCCUGGCCCUUCCAGCAGCCCGUGGACGCGGUGAAGCUUAACUUGCCCGACUACUACAAGAUCAUCAAGUCUCCAAUGGACAUGGGAACCAUCAAGCGCCGCCUUGAGAACAGCUACUACCACAACGCCCAAGAAUGUAUCCAAGACUUCAACACCAUGUUUACUAACUGCUACAUCUACAAUAAGCCUGGGGAUGACAUUGUGUUGAUGGCGGAGGCACUGGAAAAGAUUUUCCUGCAGAAGAUCUCAGAGAUGCCUCAGGACGAGAUAGAAAUUCCUGUGAUGUCCAAGGGACGUGGCCGGGGACGCAGAGAUGGAGGUGUGAACUCGAAGCCGGGCUCCGUCCACGACUCUCCAUCGACCACCCCGCACGCACACGGGCUGUCAGCCGCCCCUCAGCAGUUGGUUCAAGGCCCCACCGCUCUGUCCCCAACUGCUGGCCUGUCGGGCCGCCUGCCUGGCACACCGCACAUGCCUCCGCAGUACCCGGUGGGUUCGCUGGACUGCCUCAUGCAGCAGCAGCAGGUGAUGACGGCCUUUCCUCCCACAGCCCACACGAGCCUGCCUGCGCCACCCCUUCUUCAGAGCCCCAUUCCGCUGGCUAAGAAGAAAAGCCAGAAGAGGAAGGCGGACACGACCACCCCGACAGCCAACGACCCGCUCAGUGAGUCCUCUCCUGCCGCCUCGGAGCCCAAGCCGCGCCGGGAGAGCAGUCGGCCCUCCAAGCUGCCGAAGAAGGAGGCACCAGACUCGCAGCACCAUGUGGGCCCCAAGCAGCAGGAGCAGCUCCGCUACUGCGCCGGCAUCGCCAGGGAGAUGCUGUCCAAGAAGCACGCGGCCUACGCCUGGCCUUUCUACAAGCCCGUGGACGUUGAGGCGCUGGGCCUGCACGACUACUAUGACAUCAUCAAGCACCCUAUGGACCUGGGCACCAUCAAGUCCAAGCUUGAGAGCAAGCAGUACCUGGAAGCGCAGGAGUUUGCUGCUGACAUGCGGUUAAUGUUCUCCAACUGCUACAAGUAUAACCCGCCAGACCACGAUGUGGUGGCCAUGGCUCGCAAGCUGCAGGACGUGUUCGAGAUGCGCUACGCCAAGAUGCCGGACGAGUCAGAUCCGACGGUGUCGGGGGUCCACACCCCCUCGCCAGCACUGCUCCCUACCUCCUUCAAGCCGCAGCCUCCGGCUGGGCCACGGUCGUCCUCGGACAGUUCCAGUGACUCGUCCUCCGAGUCUUCCCCCGAUGACUGUGAGGGGGAAAGGGCCAAGAGGCUGGCGCAGCUGCAGGAGCAGCUGAAGGCGGUGCACGAGCAGCUGGCCGCCCUGUCGCAGCCCCAGGCCAGCAAGCCCAAGCGGAAGGAGAAAGAGAAGAAAAAGGAGAAGCACAAAAAGAAAGUUAGCGGCUCUUCUGAGGAGCUCCUGGAACCCCUGUCACAGCCCUCCAGGAAGAGCAGGAGCAGCAAGGAGCCCUCGAACAAGAGGCCCAGGAAGCCCAGCAGUAAGGAGUGGCCAAAGACAGGCCAUUCGCUGGGCCCUCCUGUGGGACCCCCGCCCACACUGGCCCCCCCAGGGCCCCCGGACUCUGAGGAGGAGGAAGAGGAAGCAUCGGCCCCAGGGCGGGACCACUACAAGCCCAUGUCCUAUGAGGAGAAGCGUCAGCUGAGCCUGGACAUCAAUAAGCUGCCAGGGGACAAGCUGGGCCGAGUGGUGCACAUUAUCCAGUCGCGCGAACCGUCGCUCAAGAACUCGAACCCCGACGAGAUUGAGAUCGACUUUGAGAUGCUCAAGCCAUCGACGCUGCGCCAAUUAGAGAGAUACGUCUCGUCCUGCCUGCGCAAGAAAAAGCAGCAGCAGCAGCCUGUGGCUGAGAAGACGAUGGAAGGGAUGAAGAGGAAGACCGGCUCCUCCUCAGAUUCCGGCAGCAGCAGCAAGUCGAGUUCCUCUGACAGCGAGGACUCUGACAGAGGAGGCGCUCUCUCCAUCACGGUGGCAGUUCCUGCUCCUGCUCCUGCUCCUGCUCCUGCUCCUCCUCUUGCUCCUGCUCCUGCUCCUGCCUCUGCUCACACAGCAGGACUGGCCCCCAGACAGAAGAAGCGAAGCCACAGCAGAAAGGAGGGCAGGCGGCAGCAGCGUUCGGUGACAAUGGGGGGUAUCAGUCAAGCACUCGCCCCACCCCCGGCCCUGGCCCCGCCCCAGGCUCCCAUGGUGGAGCCCUCUAUGGCGGCCUACGUGCCCCCGCCACCCAUCUCAAUCCUGGACUCCUCAUUCGAUCCCCUGUCCCACUUCAGCCAGGGUCUGGAGCAGGCUCCGCCCAACGUCAACGCCCAGGCGCUCUCGGAGCCGCACCCCUUCCUGAGCCAGCCGGCGGCGGCACCCUCUCCAGCGCUGCACAGCGCCAUGCCCCAGCAGCCAUCCCGCCCCAGCAGCCACGCCACGCCCCUCCCGCACAAAGCCCCGCCCCCCACAGUGCAGGCCCCACAGCCGCCUCCGCCACCUCCGCAGCAGCACCAGCUGCCCCCGCAUGUCCUGAGCCCACCCCUGCAGUCGCUGUUGCAGGUGGCCCCACCGGCCCCCGUGGCCCACGAUGCCCUGGAGCUGCUCUCAGCACAGCCGCCCCAAGCGCUGCUGGAGGAUGACGAGGAGCCGGCGCCGCUGCAGCUCUACCUGCAGCAGCUGCAGCAAGGGCACCCCCUGGGCACGCAGACUACCCCGCUCCUGCAGUCCGUGCAGGUGCAGCAGCAGGCGCUUCUGCCGGCGCUCCCCCUAGCGCCGCCCCGGCACGUGCAGCAGUUGCAGCAGAUGGUGUACGCGGCGCCACUGCCGGCACAGGCCACACCCUCCGGCACGCAGCCACAGCACCAGGCUCUGGCACAACAGCCCCCGCAGCCACAGCAACCAAAGUCUGAGGUGUACAGCACAGGUGUCUUGAGGGAGAGCCCCCCCCCUGUGCUGAUGCAGUCCCCUCACAUGCCUCAGUACCCCUCCGUCAUCCAUCUCUCGCCGUCCCGCAUUCAGCAGCCCAAGAAAGGGGAGCUACGUGCCCCCUUGCCCUCGGUGCCAUUGAAGGAGGAGAUGGCAAUGUCCCUGCCCCCGGUGCUGCACAGUGAGCCAUUUAGCCCCCCGCUGCAGCAAGAGCCCAUCAAAGGCGUGGAGAGCAAGCCGUCUCUGUCUCAGCUGCGGUCAGAGUUGAAGCCCCAGGAUGGUUUGAGGCCCCCCACUUCUUCUCUGGAGGCGAGUGCGACGACACCGUGUCCUCAGGACAAGGAGCAGGAGAAGGUGAAGCAGGAGGCCAAGGCCCCCGUUGCCCCCAAAAAGGACAUGAAACUCAAGAACAUGGGAUCGUGGGCGAGCCUCGUCCAGAAGCCGACGGCGGCACCGUCAGGCGCGCCUAAGCCGUCCAGCGACAGUUUUGAGCAGUUCCGGCGCGCAGCACGCGAGAAGGAGGAGCGGGAGAAGGCCCUCAAGGCCCAGGUGGAGCAGGUGGAGAGGGAGCGUCUGCGCAGGGAGCAGGAGAAGCUCCGCGGUGCCCGGGACGAGGAUGACUCGCUGGAGCAGGCGCGCAGGGCGCACGAGGAGCCACGUCGUCACCAGGAGCCGCCGCCACUAUCGGCACACGUACAUGUAGCCCAGCAGGCUCCACCGCAGACCACGCAGACCGUGCAGACAACUUCUGGUGCGCAGGCGCCGCCGGGCGCUGCCCAGAGCCCGCUGGACCAACAGAGGGAGCUAGCGCGCCGCCGCGAGCAGGAGAGGCGCCGGAGAGAGGCGAUGGAGGCCACCAUCGACAUGAACUUCCAGAGCGACCUCAUGGCCAUCUUCGAGGAGAACCUGUUCUGACGGUGGUGGGGGGGCCCGAGGGCCAGACUUUGGUUGAGAGAGCGCCCCCGGGUGGCAGCACCACACACCUCCACACGAGGGCGGAGAGACGGCACACGGAGAUGUCUGGGGCGCCUCUGUGACGGACUCUCGGGGGGGGUCUUUUUCUGUUCUUUUUUUUUUCCUUUUUUGAGGGGCGUGGGUUUGAAAACUUGCCUUACUCCUGUACACACAGUAUAAAUACAUAUAAAUAUAUAUCUGUAUAUUAUAUACAAUAAAAGAAUGUUAUGUUGGGAGCACAAGUCACUGUGCCAUUUUUUAGUUGCUCUUUUCGUUUUGUAGCAUCCAGUGUAAAGACCUGUUUUUUAACAAUGUAACUCCUGUCCGUUUGACCCCCCCCCCAUGUACCCUCAUGAAUAGUCUAUACCAAGCCAUUUAUUUUAAGUGCUGGAAGUUCAUAUAUCACCUUUGCUUCAUGUAAAAGUACCUCCUUUUUCUCAUACUCUUGGGGCUGAACAGUAUGGGAAGUAAUUGUAUUUGCAAUUCCCUCCCACCCGCCCACCCCUCGCCUCCUUGCGGAGCAUGCCCAGUUUUAUUGGCCUCCUGCUAGAGUUGAGCUCUGGCUGGAGGAGAAGAAGCCUGAUUGCCAUGUGACAACAUGUUAACCCUGGGCUCAAAGGGGGAGGAGCUUUUUUAUUUUUAUUUUUAAAUUUAAUAAGAAAGCAGAUAUGUAAAUGUUGGCUCAGUAGCUCUGACCGUGAACUGCCUGUGUGUGUUUCAGUUCAGCUCAAGUAGAUGUUGAGCAGGCAGCAGGUGGGCAACCUGUCCAGAUGUUGCAUUGGCGAGGUCCUUUCCAUGGGGGAAGGUCGAUCUGUCACCACAAAGUCCACAUUCUAUUUAAUACUUUAUGCUUUUGGAUUUCGAGAAUCGAUAGAAAAAGAAACAAAGGAGAACCAUUCCUUCAUGCCUCUUGGAUGUGUUUGAGCAUCUGUUUCUAUGGUUACCGUUGGACGUUAUGUGCCAUAGUUUUCCCUUCGGCUGUCACAAAUACAGAUGUGUGUGGGUCAGCAAGAAUAUAUUCUGUUUGGCUUAUUAUUUUCUUAUUUUUAUUUUAUCUGCUUGGGGGAGUUGUGUUCAAUUUCCUGCAUUACCACUUGGCAUUUCACUCUAAGACUAUGGAGGAAAACAGUCCUGUCUGUG